This is a messenger RNA of Eimeria tenella, 1653 nucleotides long. RefSeq lists its product as uncharacterized. The coding region runs from base 1 to 1653 and encodes 550 amino acids. Lineage: Eukaryota; Apicomplexa; Conoidasida; Eucoccidiorida; Eimeriidae. Gene Ontology annotation, molecular function: RNA binding; pseudouridine synthase activity. The record is from RefSeq and is a predicted model, not a curated record. Gene Ontology annotation, biological process: pseudouridine synthesis. The transcript is spliced from 6 exons.
AUGCUGCUGCUGCAGCAGCUGCAGCAGCAGCCAGCGCUCAACUUGCUGCUGCUGCUGUCAUAUGAUGGCAGCAAUUUCUCAGGGUGGAAAGACACCCGACCUGUUAUUUCUCGCUGCAUCAGCAGCAGCAGCAGCAGCAAGAGCAGCAGCAGCAGCGGCAGGAAAAGCAGGGCUGCUGCCAGGCGUGGAAAGGGACUGCAGCAGCAGCAGCAGCAGCAGCAGCAGCAGCAGGUGCUGCGAGAAGCAGCAGCACGAGCUUUUGCUGCGUUCGCUACCAACCAGCUCCACCGCUGGCCGCAGCAGCAGCAGCAGCAAGAACAGCAGCAGCAGCAGCAGCAGCACGAAAAGCAGCACGGGAAGCAAGUGCAGCGGCAGCAGGAAUUGCAGCAGCAGCAGCACGCAGAACAGUACGAAGAACAACUGCAGCAGCAGCAGCAGCAACAAGAGCAGGAGCAGCAGCACGGAGGAGACCACAACGAGCAAGUGCAACAGCAGCAGCAGCAGCAACAGCAGCAGCAAGAGCAGCAGCAGAAGGAAGCAAAGCGGCAGCAGCGGGUCGAUCGCUUUGCAGCUUUUGCUGCUGCUAUCAGAAUACGAGCAGCCAGCCGUACAGACACUGGAGUCCAUGCAGCAGGCGCUUUGUGUCAGGUCGCCUCUCCCCUUAUUCCCUAUUGGCAUCACUUGCUGCAGCAACAGCAGCAACGGCGAAAGCAGCAGCAGCAGCAGCAGGAACAGCAGCAGCAGCAGGAAGGGCUACAGCCUGAGGAGCAGCCACAGCAGCAAGAGUGGCAACGGCAGCUAGACCAGCAGCAGCAGCAGCAGCAGCAGCAGGCGGUGUUGCCUCCAGCGGUGCUGCAGCAGCUGCAGCAGCAGCUAAACGCCCUGCUGCCGCCAGAUGUGCGGGUUCGGCGUGUCGCGGAUUUGCAGCAGCUGCAGCACUUGGAGCUGCCGCCGCAGCAGCAGGAACAGCAACAGCAGCAGCAGCAGCAACAGCAGCAACAGCAGCAGCACAGCGGUUGUGAGCCAUUAACAGGAAACCAAGAGGCUUCCGCAGCAACACCGGCUGCUGCAGCUAGUCUCAUGCAGGAGCGACAGCAGCAGGAGCAACGGCAGCAGCAACAGCAGCAGCAACAGCAGCAACAACAGCAGCAGCAGCAGCAGCAACAGCAGCCGUUACUGCUGCCUCGACUGGUGGUUGGCAAAACGUACAUAUACACCCUCUCGCUGCAGCAGCAGCAGCACCCGCUGCUGCGCAGCAGCAGCUGGGCUCUGCUGCAGGACUCUAGGGUGCUCAAGUGCAGCAGGCGAGCAGCAGCAGCAGCAGCAGCUGGCGAUCCUGCUGCGGAGACUUGUGCUGCUGCUGAUGCUGCUGCAGCAGCAAGCGGAAGCCAGCAGCAGCAGUUGCUGCAGCAGUUCUGCAUGGGGUGUAUUCGCGCUGCUGCUGCACUUGUUGAGGGAUGCCACAACUUCAGCCACUUUCGCUCGAAGCACCGGGGAUCGUCUCCUCCACCAUCUCCCUUUUGCUGCGUCGAGUCUGCUGCUGUCUCUCCUGUCUCUUUUCAUCCCUGGCCAGUUCCUUGCGGUAAGCAGCACCAGCAGCAGCAGCACCAGCAGCAGCACCAGCACCAGCAGUGGCAGCAGCAGCAGCAGUAG